AUGGGCGAAGGGACGAAGCGGCGUUCCACUUCCCCGGCUUCUCUGUCGGGCAAGAACCCAAAGCGGCGGAAGGAGCAAGAAGAGGACGAAGAAGAAGAAGACAACGAAGUACCUGAUUCUCCCCCUCCACCCCCUGGUGAUUCAGAUAGUGGCGAUGAGUCUGAGGAAGGCGGAGAGGACGAGAUCGUUCACCAAGGAGCCCAUAAACUAAAGAAGAUGGUUCUGCAGAACUUCAUGUGUCAUCGCAUGUUGGAACUCGACUUUGGCGAUCGAAUUACUUUCAUCACUGGAAAGAACGGCAGCGGGAAAAGUGCGACAAUGAAUGCGCUCACGGCAGUAUUUGGUGGAAAACAGACUGAUACGGGAAAGAAAGGCUCCGUCGUUGGUUGGAUUCGUAGAGGUCCUAGCGGGCGCCAGCAGAAGGCAACCAUCAAAAUUACGAUCAGCAAUGAGGGCCCUAAUCCGUACAAGUAUGAAACUUACGGAAGCGACAUCACUUUCGAGCGGCAGAUCACGGCCUCAUAUUCGAGCUACUACUUGACGGGCACAAACAGCCGACGCGAAAAAGUUACCGCCGCGCAGAUCAAGCUCAUCGCCAACUACUUCAAGAUUCAGGCGACGAAUCCCUUCACGAUCAUGACACAAGAAACGAUCAAGAACUUCAUGAAGGGAAACCCGAAGAAGCUUUACGAGCACUUCUCCCGCGGUACGAGCAUCGACGAGCUCAAGAGCAGCUACAACGAAAUGCGCGAUAAUUGGGAGGAGCAGAAGGCGAAACAGCAAAGGCGAGUGACAGACCUGAAAGAGCAAAAAAAAUUGAAGGAAGAGGCCGUUGGAAAGCUUAAGCUUUGCGAAAGAAAGCGAAGCGCUCAAGCCAGACAACUCCAACUCGACAGUUUGGAAAAGUGGACGGAAGUGCCUCUUGCUGAGGCACAGUUAAAGAAAGCCACGAAAAAGGUUGCCGACUACGAGAACCUUUUGGAACAGGUCGAGGAUCGAGAGAAAGAUAAACAGGCACUCCUUAAUAACCAGGAUGAUGGAGUGGAUGAACGAGACCGUGUUAGAAUCCAGGCGGAGUUAAAGGACUUUAAGGACAAAGUGAGCGCGUUGGAAAAGGAGCAGAAGAAGCAGGAGGCCGAGCAAAACAAAGACCUUCGCCUCAAGUCAAAGCUGGAGGAUGAUAUUACUCACGCUGAACGAAAGAUCACCAACUGCAAGCGUCAGCUGAAGUCUUACAAGGACAACCCUGUCGUCGAGAAACAGGCUCAAUUGGAGGAAGCGCGUCUUGCUAAUCGUGAACUAAUGGAAGAGAAAAAACUCAAGUUGGUUGAGGAAGUAGAGCCUACCAUGAAAGAAGCUAGAGAGCAAUUGGAGAUAAUUGUCUCGAAUAUCGACGGAGCCAGGGCUGCCAUCCAUCAAGGCGAGAAGCGCAUUCAAGAGUUAGAGCGGGAAAGGGACGAGAUCCGACGACGAUCCUCGGCGAAAGAAAAUAAGUUUGGUCCUUACGCCGGGGAGAUUGCCCGGAAGAUUGCAACUGCUCGGUGGAUUAAGGAGCCUGUUGGCCCGAUUGGCAAUCACAUUGAUAUUCACGAUAGCUACCAAAAAUACGCCGGUGUUAUCGAGAAACAACUUGCCGCCACUCUCCAUGGAUACAUCGUAUUCACUCUGGAGGACAAGAUGAAACUGACUGCGAUCAUCAAGAGCAUCACCAACAACGUGCCCAGCAUCUACCAGCAGGACUUUGUGUCGGACUCCUUUCGCAACCGACGAAGUUUCAAGGAGGCGUAUCAUACGCGAUACCCUUCGGGACUCAAAGUCUUGAAAAUUAAUCAUCUCGCUGUGGAGAAUCUGAUCAUCUCUUGGAGCCAGUUGAACUACUUCUUGCUCUGCGACGAUGAAGAGGCUGCUCAGGACAUUGCUCAGUCCGAAGUAAGUAACCCCGGUGGAUCGAACUACCCGAGUGUGCUAACCACGAAAGGCGGCGAGUUCAAGUACCGUUCUGGUGUCAGUGGAGGAAGUAACGAUCUCGUCGCGCGUUAUCUGUGCGAGUCCAACGAUUUCCAGAGUAUCACCGACCAGAAUGCAAGGGAUCUUGGACAAGCGAAACGGGAGCACGAGGCCUAUCAGAAUGAUUUCAAAAAAUGGCAGAAAAGAGCUGGCGAAAAGAAGGACGUUAUAAGAAAGAAGGAGCAGAUUCGUGCAAACUUAGAUAAUCUGAUCAAGGGAUGCAUGAGGAAAGAUGAGCAUUUUGAGAAGCAGCUCCGAGAACUCGUUGUCAAUACUGACGGCCGUCAUGCGCAGUUGAUGACCGAGAUCCAGCACAGCCAGGCAGAGAUCGAUGCGAAGAAAGAUCAGCUUGUAGGCAUCGAAGAAAGAAUGGAAUACGCGGAACGCAAGAUUGAUGAAAAGAAAGAAGUUUGCGCUCGUGAGGGAGAAAUGCUCGACAAACGCAUGCAAGAGCUUGAGGCCCUAGAAGCACGAAAACUUCGCAGGGAAAAUGACGCCAGGAAAAUCGAGAAGGAACUGAAGGAGAUCAAGCUGGCGAAGAAAGAUGUCGAAGAUAAGAUCGUCGCGAAAAAGGCUGACGUGGAGAAAUGGAAGAAGGAAGCUGAAAACGCCGUUCGAAUCGCGGAAAGCCACUGCGAGCGCCCAACCAAACCGCUUACGAAAAAGCUGCUGACUGACGAGCGGGAGAAGAUCUCUCGUGACUUGAAAAUCAAUGUCAAGAGCUCCGACAAGGAUUACGAAGACAUCAAGCGAGCCGCGGAGGAAGCAGCCGAGACCUACAAGAAGAAAAAGACGAAUCUCAAGGCUCGUCAAAUCGCCACUGGGAAGAUAGAAGCUGCAGUGAGAAUUCGCCUCUCGGAGCUCAAUAGCCUUGUUGAGGAUCAAGCUCAACGAGUCUCCCACUUCUUUAGCCACAUCUGCCGAGGAAACAAAUACGAGGGCGAGUGUAAAAUCAUCCCAGAGAAAUUCGACCUCAACGCUAAAAGCCAAAGCCAAGGAACGAUCACCAUCAACAUGUCAAAGAUCGUCGGUGACCAAAAGAUUGACAUGGAAGCCCUCUCAGAAAUGGGCAAGAAUAAGGGCAACACAGCGACUCUCUCCGGAGGGGAGCGAAGCAUCAGCACGGUCAUCCUUCUCAUCGCGAUUUGGCACGCCACAAGCUCGCCAUUUCGAUGCAUCGAUGAGUUCGAUGUUUACAUGGAUGCCCACCACAAACAUAUGGCGACUCACAUCUUAUGCCGCUACGCAGAAACUAAUCCGGGCGCCCAAGUCAUCUUCCUCACUCCCCAGGGCCUCUCUGACGAUCAGAAAGGUCUCCGCAAACAGUUUGGUGACAUCUUUCAGUUCCUCAAAAUGAAGGACCCCACUCGCGCCGAAUAA
Molecule: messenger RNA, 3387 nt
Organism: Oikopleura dioica
Lineage: Eukaryota; Metazoa; Chordata; Appendicularia; Copelata; Oikopleuridae
Source: the annotation of a GenBank genome assembly